AUGGGUGCUGUUGAUGGUGUUAAACCUUGUGUAUUCUUUGUGUAUGGAUAUAGAGGUACCGGGAAAACUUUUAUCUGGAAAACUCUAUCAAUAAUAUCGAGGCUGAAGGGGAAAAUUAUGUUGACUGUAGUUUCGAGUGGUACAGCAUCUCUUCUUCUGUUGGGAGCGUUGGAUAAGACUAUGAGAAAUAUUUUAAGAUAUAGCUGUCCAUUAAGUUUGGAGAAACCUUUUGGAGGUAAAACUAUCGUGUUUGGAGGAGAUUUUAGACAAAGUUCAUCGGUUAUUCCAAAAGGAAGUAGGCAAGACACUGUCUUUGCAACUUUAAACUCACUUGUGAAAAUAUUUAUUGGAGAUGGAAUAAUUGGCAGUCUGAAUGACUGUCAUGCAAUGGUUGACAUACCUGAUGAUCUUUUGAUAAAGGAUAUAGAAGAUUCAGUUGCAUCUAUUGUAAAUAGCAUGUAUCCUUCUUUCUCAGAGAAUAUUAGUGAUCUGUGA
Ziziphus jujuba (common jujube) is the source of this 495-nucleotide messenger RNA. RefSeq lists its product as uncharacterized. Gene Ontology annotation, molecular function: DNA helicase activity. Gene Ontology annotation, biological process: DNA repair; telomere maintenance. Lineage: Eukaryota; Viridiplantae; Streptophyta; Magnoliopsida; Rosales; Rhamnaceae. The transcript has 3 exons. The record is from RefSeq and is a predicted model, not a curated record. The coding region runs from base 1 to 495 and encodes 164 amino acids.